Messenger RNA from Peniophora sp. CBMAI 1063, 1473 nucleotides. Lineage: Eukaryota; Fungi; Basidiomycota; Agaricomycetes; Russulales; Peniophoraceae. The record is from the annotation of a GenBank genome assembly.
AUGGUGGACAUGAGUUGGAAUCCUCGGGAUUUCGCGGCCGACUCUGCGACUCUACCUCCUGCGCCGGACUAUACCCCGCAUGCGCUACCAAUACCUUCCGCGCACCCCGACGCGCCCAUGCUGCUCGACGAAGGACCGUCGAGUCCACCAUACACACCUGAAGCUCACGCGCACGAAUGGUCACUCCAUACCCACGAUUCACCUCCGCAAACUCCGACCGAUAGCGAGGACCGGCUACCCCGCCUGGCGCCUGUUGGUCCUACACCACUAGCCCAACCACUAGGCGUCGACAACCCUCUGCUAUGGAACGCAACGCAUGCAUACUGCUUUGGUGGGAGUCUACUUGCCGUGAGCCUCGGACGGCGCUUCUGGGGUCUGCGACAUCCGGCGUACGGCGCUCAUGGCGAGGUCAAUGGCUACGUUCGUCUGGGAAAGAAGCUUACGCAUGCGACGAAAGUUACCGUUAGCUUGAUAGGCAAGGUGGACAUCACUGCGACAAUACGUGGAGCUCGCGCGGCGACGAGCAUGGAACAGUACACUAUAGUGAAGCAGACGGUGGACCUUCCAAAUCCCAACACUGACAGCGCUAAGCCCGGAGAGCCUCCUUUCUAUCCGACAGAUUACUGCUUCGGGUUCAGUCUACGCUUCCCAGAACACUUCAAGACCCCGAAAGGCGUGCAAGCUUCGCUUCCCCCUACUUAUAUGGCAUGGUCACCAGGCAUGACCUGCGAAGUGUCUUACUUCGUCAAGGUCGACGUCGUCCGCAAGGGCCUACGACGGCAUGAGGAGCGCAAGAUCCCAGUUCACUACUUGCCCAAAUCGUGGCCGACACAUGCCCCGCCGCGCGAACUUGCCGCUGCCGGUAUGGGCGCGCUCAAAACAAUCAAGCUCCGACAUAUGUGGCCCGAGGGCAUAUGCGCUACUCUCGCAGCCAAGUCUGACGUUCCGCUUGUUCUCGUCUCCAUCCCAGCCGGUUCCUCUGUCUCUGCAGGUCACACUUUGCUCGUGCGCGUCACCAUCCACGCGCCAGGCGCGCCUGCUCUGCCCAAGAUUCUCUCCGACGGCAUUUCCGUACGUCUCACUCGGCGGACCAAACUACAUCUCAACGGCCAGAUUGGCAUGAUGCGAGAGAUCGUACUAGGGACGGCGACGGCGCUGGAUGUGGACCUCGAGCGGGAAGGGAUGGCGUCCGUGCAGCUUGCGGUUCCAGUUGGCGAGAACGGGCGCGAGCAAAGCUGGGGCGUGCCCGGGAUGCUCGAAGUACUCUAUCACCUUCGGGUCAGCGUGCAAGCGCCGAAGGAGGCCGGUGCUGGUGCGUUCUUGCCCGUGUACGCCCACGAUGAACGUGUACACGUUGCAACGGAACCGUAUGGAACGCGUCAGCGCGAGCUGCUCAGCCUGGGCGGCGCAAGUGCGCCAGCGCUUGGGAUGGUAGACCGGCGGCUAGAUCGUGGCAACUCCGUCGCUUGGUAG